CCAACCCUAUCAUGAAGGCUACACCGCAGGAUGCCAGGCUUGUCCCCAUCACAGCAAAGUGCCCCGCUACCAACAGCCGCAGAGACGCACUGACAACAAACGCCAACGUUGACAGUGUACCUUUCUUUGUUCCUUAAACCCACCUCUCUCUCUUCCUUUUGGGAAUAGACUCCAACAUCAUUUCCCCAUCUGGGAGUCCAUCACAUCUGAUUGAUGGGUUCUCCCCAUUGUACAGCAUGGAUAUAAAAUCGAGUUUGAAACUGUGCCUCCUCUUGGUGCGAUCUGCUAUACAGCAGCCUCACCAGCCCUCCUGGGAGAAGUCACCAAGCUGCUUUGCGAGUGAUGCGAAAAGUUGGUCGUUCAGGACUGCACAGUUUCUACUCCAGGUACUUUACGAUACUGAAGAGACAUGGGGCCGUUUGCCCCAUUCUGCCUUUACGUGGAGUUAAAAAAUUCAUCAAAACCAAGAAAUUCAGAAUGACCAUGCUCCAGAAUAUCCUUCCAUUGCUCGGGAAAGAGGAUUUCUUCACAUCCUUGGACCUGAAAGAUGCUUACUUUCAUAUAAGCAUCCACCCUGCUCACAGGCGCCUACUGAGAUUUACAGUUGGUAGGUACUGAGGCCUGUGAAUACAACAUCCUUCCCUUUGGCCUCGCAACUGCUCUGAGGGUGUUCACAAAAUGCACGGCCCCAGUUUGUGCCUACCUCAGGCUUCCAGGAGUACAAACCUACCCCUACCUGGAUGAUUGGCUCCUCUUUUCCUCCUCUAGAGUGGACUUCUUAGCCUCCAUCAAGACUACCUGCUCUCAGCUUGAUCAACUGGGACUAUACUUAAACAAUGCGAAGUCAUGCCUUGUUUCUUUCUAGCUCAUCAGUUCCAUUGAAGCGGCCUGGACUCACUUCGUACACCAGCUUUCCUCCCACUGGAUUGACUCCAAAGUCUGAAAUGUUUUGCGAGCUGCCGCACCGCAAGACGGACUGUCCCAGCGCAUUCCAUUCAAUGGGUGCUUGGUCACAUGGUGCCUGUGGUAUCGGUGGUGCCGAAAGCAAGGCUGCGGGUGAGACCCGCUCCAACUGUGGUUCAACCGCAGCGCGAUCUACUGGACCAACCACUGCAACCUCCACGUUCAGUCCUUCGAACUCUAUCCUGGUGGACAAUCGACACCAGCCUGACUCGCAGGGAACUGUUCCAAACACUGGAACCGACUGUGACGCUCUAUACUGACGCCUCCCUGACUGGAUGGGGUGUGCACUGCGCCGCACUCCAUACCCAGGGCAUCUGGCACAGCCACGAAACAACCAGGCAUAUCAAUUACCUGGAGUUGCUGGCUGUAUUCAAGGCACUACGUUCUUUUCAAACUCUCCUAUAAGGACACAUUGUACAAAUUGCAUCGGACAAUAUCAUGACCGUGUUUUAUAUCAACAAGCAGGGAGGAACAAGAUCAGUCCCGUUGGCAUGUCUUACUCUUCGAAUUUGGAACUGGGGCAUCGCUUACGAGAUCAUCCUGCAAGCUGUUCAUCUUGCCGGCACCGAGAAUGAAGAAACCGAUUCCCUGAGCAGACACAUGUCUGCUCAUGAUGCAUGAGUGGGAGCUGGACCGUCACGUCUGCCACCAUCUUUUUUGAACUGUGGGGAACACCAACUGUAGACCUCUUCACCACUCACAGGAACUCAGUCUGCACAACCUUCCAAGGUUCAAUUUGGAUGCCAGGAAGCACUUCCCGACAGUUAGGACCCCGAGGGUGUGGAAUGGACUUCCCCGGGAGGUGGUUGAGGCCCCAUUGCUGAGGGUGUUCAAGGAUAGGCUGGACGUGCACAUGGUGGGCAUGUCGUGAGCGGAGCUGGCUGGAGCCUGGGGUCAGACUAGAUGGCCCAGGAGACCCUUUCUGACUUGCUCUGUUUCUAUGUUUUUAUGUUUCAUUCUAUUGCUCCUGAGUGAGUAUUGGCCCAAAUUCCAUCGGGGAUGCCCUCAUGGUCUCAUGGGAGAAUAAAACUUUCUAUGCAUUCCCACUGAUCCCCUAAUCACAAGGACAUUAGCGAAGAUCUAUCAGGACAAUGCUCAUGGCAUUUUGAUCACCCCAUGGUGGCCCCGACAUUCAUGGUUCCCCGCUCUGUUUCAACUAUCCAAGCAUGUUUACUUCGCUCUACUUCAGAUCCCACAGCUCCUCACCCAAGAGCAAGGCACUAUAUGUCACCCAGACCAACACUUUCUGAAACUCACGACAUGGCUCAUCCAAUGAUUUCUACACAUUCAACCUCCUCGGUACUGACAUAAUCUUCGGGACUGACAAGAUCGACUCCCUUGGAAUUGCCUCUUCCAUUGCUACCGGAGAUACCUUUUUCAACACUGACUGUCCCAUCCAUGUCAACAUCAUUUUUGACACCAACACUUCCCUCGGUGCUGACAUCCACUUCGGAACUGACAACACGUUUGGAUUUGACGGACCUUCACCCGGACAUCCAAUUUAUACUGCAAUCUGCACUGUAGCCCGAUACACAACAUUCCUACAGUGCUAAAUGGAAACUUUUCACCUGCUUUGCUGCUAUCAACCAUUUUUUGCCUCAAUCUGCUACCAUUGAGAACAUUUUACAAUUCUUACUGUAGUUACACCAUGGGAGUCUCAGACCAUCCUCCAUUAAGGUGUAUAUUGCAGCCAUUUUGCAUACAUUGAAGAUUCAUCCAUGUUCUCCCACCAACUCAUGGUGGGAGGGUUGUCGCUUUUUAUGAGGAUUACAAAACCUUCAACCUCCGAUCAGUUGUCCCGACAUGGAGUCUUGCUGUCAUUCUACAGACUCUGACUAAGCCACCAUUUGAACCCAUGGCCACAGUCGACCUUCAGCUGCUCUUUUGGAAAACUGCUUUCCACGUCAGCAAGGAGGAACUGUGUGCUCUACGGGUCAACCCUCCAUAUCAAUUUUAAUAAAAGGAGGUGACUUUUUGCACGGACCCAACCUUUUUUCUGAAAGUGGCAACACCUCUUCAUCUUGAUUGAGACAUCGUCUUACCAGCAUAUUUUCCUUCACCGUUGACACCGAUCGAACACUCUGACAUAGUCUCACCGUCUGUUGAAAUGGAUCAUGGAAACGAUUGAACUUCCUUGCCAUCUGGCCACACUGGGCUUGCUGAUUGCUUCAAAAGGACCUUCUGCGAGAGCCAUCACCGCUUCUUCUGCUCUGCGGGCAGACAUUCUGGUCCACGACAUUCGCAAAGCUGCCACCUGGUCGACUCCAUGCACCUUCGUGAGAUGCUGCCACUCAGACAUCAGGGCCAGACAGGACUGUUCCUUCGGCCGCGCCGUCUUAUCAGCUGUUCUCCAGAGAUGACACCGUACUGCCUCCGGGUGGGGUAAGCCUGCUAGUCGCCCAUAGAUGUGUGAUGCACACAGAUCACGAUGAAGAAAGGCAGGUUGCUUACCAGUAACUGUCAUUCUUGAAUCGUCAUCUGUGCAUUCACACAGCCCACCCACCGGCCCCACUUCGGUGUCGGUGACUGGGUACAUACAAGUUUUUAUUUUACAAGUCUCCUUUAAAUCAUUGUACUUCGGCUUUCCCUUGCUGGUUUCAGCUGGGGGCAAACGGGGUCUUCAGCUGACUGGCAAAAGGGUGGGGACUCCGCCCCUUUAUACUGGGGAGAAGGGGUGUGAGUUCCCGCCAGAAAGCAUUAAAGCUGUAAAAUCUUCCCGGCUACAGGCACUGUGCAGGCGCAGCACCCAUAAUGUGUGAAUGCACAGAUGGCCACUUGAAGAACGACAGUUACAGGAGGAACAAGAGGCAGCUAGGCGCCGACAGCAAAGAGAAAACAAGAGUAACACGACAACUCCAACAAAGGUCCAAGAGAACAAGGACUAUGGUGCUGAAGAAGAGAAGCCCCUGGGAUCCAGUGCUGUGAAAAAGCCAUCUCCGUCCAAAGCACGUAAGAAGAAGCUGAGCAAAAAGGGAAGGAAAAUGGCAGGCAGGAAGCGCGGGCGCCCCAAGAAAAUGAACAUCGUGAGUGCGGAGCGCAAGACCAAGAAGAACCAAACUGCGCUGGAACUUCUGCAUGCGCAGACUGUAUCCCAAGCAUGUUCAUCCUCUCCUCAGGAUGCAUACAGGUCUCCUCGUAGUCCAUUUUACCAACUACCUCCUAAAGUGCAGCGGCAUUCGUCAAACCAGCUGUUGGUGACUCCCACCCCACCUGCACUACAGAAGCUGCUAGACUCAUUUAAGUUCCAGUACAUGCAGUUCCUGGCCUAUAUGAAGACUCCUCAGUACAAGGCCAACCUUCAGCAGUUGUUGGAACAGGAGAAGGAGAAGAAUACCCAGCUAUUGGGGAAGGCCCAGCAGCUGUUCACUCACUGCCAGGCUCAGAAAGAAGAAAUCAAGCGGCUGUUCCAGCAGAAGCUUGAUGAGCUGGGUGUCAAGGCACUGACGUACAAUGACCUUAUCCAAGCUCAGAAAGAGAUUUCGGCUCACAACCAACAGCUGAAGGAACAGAGCAAACAGUUGGAGAAGGACAAUGGCGAGCUCAGGAACCAGAGUUUACAGCUGCUGAAGGCCAGAUGUGAAGAACUGAAGCUAGACUGGUCAACCCUUUCACUGGAGAAUCUGCUCAAAGAAAAGCAAGCACUGAAGAAUCAGAUUUCUGAAAAACAAAAGCAUUGCUUGGAAUUGCAGAUUAGUAUUGUGGAGCUGGAGAAGAGCCAAAGGCAGCAGGAGCUGUUGCAGCUGAAGUCCUGCAUGCCACCUGACGAAUCGCUGCCAGUGCAGCUGCGCCAUAAGAACCCCCUGAGCCGCGAGGCAGAGCCCGAUCACGGCACAUUCCCCCUGGAGUUUGAGUGCCCCAAGUUCCCGAUGCCCCAGUUCAAUGGCAUGAGCCCCGAGCUGUCCAUGAAUGGCCACGCCACCUCGUACGAGAUCCACCAGGCGCUCGGCAGGCCCUCCUCCAAGCAGAGCACCCCUCAGUACCCUGUUUCUCACCUGGACCAAGACAUCGUUCCCUGCACCCCAAACCACAGCUGCAGACAGAAACUGGACAAGACCUCCAGCUUGGCCUUGCCAGACUACACCAGGUUUUCCCCUGCUAAGAUAGCCCUGCGGAGGCAUUUGAACCAGGACCAUGUCAGCAACGGAAGAGCGGCGCCCGCCGAGAACCUGCAGAGAGCUGAGCAUUUAAAGGAGAACAGCCUUACAGUUCCAAGCCCAGCACUAUCGAAUGGGAUAAAGAUGAGCCCCCUAGAAGCCCAGCCCUCUUCUCCAGCAGCUUCACCGAUCCCUAACGAGAAGGCCUUGCGCGAGAGGACCCCCGCGAGUAACGGGGAGACGAUCACCAGCCUUCCCAUCAGUAUUCCCCUCAGCACCGUGCAGCCCAAUAAACUCCCCGUUAGCAUCCCCCUGGCCAGCGUCGUCCUGCCCAGCCGUGUUGAGAAGGUGAGAAGCACGCCUAGCCCUGUCCAUCAGAACCGAGAAUGCUUUCCAACACUUGAAAAACAAUUUGGUGCUAAUUCUCAUAACGGCAUUAACAGCGGCGCCGGCAGCAAGCCGCCUGCUCUGGCUACCUCAGGUUUUCCUUAUGUUUCUGGCUCCAUGCCAGUCCAUGGAACUCUUCCAAACAGCCCUGCUCAUCUUAAUCACAGCGUGGACCAUGCUACCGUAGAGGACGUAUCCAGCUCGGGAAGCUUGUUCAACCCGGUGGGGUCCCAGAGCGCCACCCCGCAGCUCCCCACUGUGCUGACGAUGCCCUUGCGCCAUCCUGGGCAGGGCUCCCCCGCCCACCAGCAUGCGGCGAGCCCCCGGCUGAAUGGGGCCUGCCAGAGCCUCGGAGGGGUGCUCCAGUACGUCGAGGCCCAGAAGCCGUUUGCAGAGGGCUCCCGGCCAGACGUGCAGCAAGAGCCGGCUUUCUCCGACCCAGAAAGCGAGGGCAAGCGAAGGAUCAUCUUCACCAUCUCCCCCGCCCCGGGGAGCAUCAAGCAUUCCCCCUCGAGCAAGCACAGUCCGCUCAUGGCGAGCAUCCGGGUGGAGUGCGGCCAGGCCUGCGUGCAGGAUGGGAAGAAGCGCGGGCGGAGGAAGCGCUCUUCCGCCGGAGCGCUGAACGUGAACUCCGGCGUGUCUCCGAAGCGCAAACCCCUGCCUGCAGCGACCGGGCGCUUUGCCCAGUCUUCAGGGUCUCCCCUUAACAUCAACUCAAUGGUCAAUAACAUAAACCAGCCUUUAGAAAUAACGGCCAUUUCUUCCCCUGAAAACUCUCUGAAGAAUUCUCCCGCCCCGUACCAGGACAAUGACCAGCCGCCAGUGCUGAAGAAGGAGAAGCCACUCGCCCAGACGAACGGCAUCCAUUACUCUCCGCUGACGUCCGAUGAGGAGCAGGGCUCGGAGGAUGACCACAACAGCACCAGAAUUGAGAGAAAAAUUGCAACAAUAUCAUUGGAAAGCAAAUCUCCACAGAAGCCAAUGGAAAACAGCUUAAGCUUAGUGGGAAGAAAACCAGCUAGUGAGAAUAUGAACAGCAGCAAGUGGAAGUCAACCUUUUCUCCCAUUUCGGACAUCAACUUGACCAAAACAGUGGACAGUCCUCUGCAGGGCACGUCCCUGAGCCAGAACUCCCUCUUCUCUUUCAGGCCGUCCAUGGAGGACGGCCCGGCGGUGGACGCCAAGGCUGCAGCCCAUGUCCGGAAGCACCAGGCCGCACCCGGUCCCGGCUCCGAGGGGCUCAGCCAAAGCACCAACCUGGUGAAUGGGUUCACUUACAACGGCGGGCUGUCUGCAGAGGGCGCUUUGCACAGCUUCAUGGAUGGUGCUUCCCUUCCACAGAAAGCCGCCGAGGCCGCGGCGGCACUGGGGGGGGCGUCCCUGAACUUUCUGAUGCAGCGAAGCAAGGAGGCCGCCGGGGUCUCCGAGACGAAUCCGUUCUUGAGCAAGAGGCAGCUAGAGAGCCUUGGAGCUGGGAAAGGGGAAGACUUGAAAUGGCCUGUGCCCAGAGGUAAAGAGGGUGGCGAACUGGGCGUCCGCCUGAGCGGCCCUUUGGACAAGACCUCGGUGUUGCACCCAAGCAAGAUCAGCAAAGGGCGGGAGCGGGACGUGGAGCUGAAGACUGGCCACAACCUCUUCAUUGCCGCCGCCGCCACCGUCCCCUCCAGCGGCCUUCUCAACGGCAAGGGCCACUCUGUCGCGGCCUCCAGCAGCUCGCCCACCACCGCUGCCUCUGCCCAAGUACCCCACCCUUUCUUGAACCCGCUGACCACUGGCUCGGCUUUCCCCCUCGGCCCUGUGGUGACGAAUGCGUCGGUACUACAGACCUUCUUUAACUCGAUGCCAGCUGCCGGCUUGGUCCACGUUUCGUCAGCUGCUACCCGGCUGACCAACUCGCACCCCAUGGCAACCUUCUCUCCCGGAAUGACAGGUGGAACAGUUGGAGGUAUUUUUAACCAUGUGGUGCCUUCUGCCUCCUCCUCCUCUUCCUCCUCUGCUUCCUCCUCCGCUUCCUCCUCCUCCCCAUCCAUCCCCUCUUUUUCCUCCCCCCCCUCCUCCUCCUCAUCCUCUCUCCACUUUGGAACCACCCUGGGCAGCAGCGCCGCGUCCAGCUGCAUGGUGCUGAGCCUGAAUCCUCUGCAAGUCGGGUCGGGCUCCCCGUCAUUCCAUGUGCCGCCUAACCCAGUGCCAUCCAGCGAGGCUCAGCCCCUCGGCCGGGUCCCCACACAUUCCUCCCUUUGCACCCCCCCUCCGCCGCCGCCGCCGCCACCGCCGCCGCCGAACGUGUCCCUGCCUCCCCCUCCCCCCCUCCUGGCGUCUAACUCCGAGCCGGUCCUCCUGCAGGGCCUGCCCACCCUGCCUGCCUCCGAGGCGUUCCUGCCGCCCUCCACCACUAACUCCGCUUUGUCUAUUAAGCUAGCUUCUCUCCAGCACAAAACCUCCCGCCCCUCCUUCACUGUCCACCACCCGCCUCUGCCCCGCUUGGCGCUGGCCCAGGCCGCGCCUGGGAUGCCGCAGUCCAGUGCCGCCGGUACUCCCGCUGUGUGGCUCACCCUUGGCAUGCGGUCUCCUUACGCUUCGCAUCUCUCUGGGGUUAAGCCGCGGUAAUGAGUCCAGCUUAGCUUGUAAGCUUUGGUGCUCUGUAAGGUAACUAGGACUUCUACCUCAACCCAACAUGACCUAUGCAAGGAAACGUGGACCAACUUCUCUCAGCUCCCACUGAAGGUGCUCGCCUCGCCUCGCCUCGCCUCGCCUCGCCUCGCCUCGCCUGGCCUGCUUAAGGGUUUCUGCUUCUCCCCACCCCUUUUCAUUUACUACUGGACAAAGACAUGAGUCAUAAGUGUAAAACCGGAGGAAAAAAAAAUGCUACUGUGAAUCUAAGUUAAAUAUAUAUAUAGAUAUAAAUAUAUAUUCAAACUGCAGAAGAAAUUGCUUAGAAACAGCUCCAGUUUGUAUUGUUGAUAGUUUAGAUAUUUAUAUAUUUUUAAAUGUUUAAAACACACACACACACAAUUUUUUUGGUUCAACCUGAAGUUGAACUGAAAAAAUAAGAGAGAAGACUUUAACAGUGAAAUAACAAUUCUUUCUGAAAUAAAAGACUGGCUCGCCAGCUUCCCUCGGUGCUAUCCACAUCCAGCAAAUGGUGCCUCUCCGGUCCAGAGCCAUGGUGCUUUUCCUCCCCCACCCCCACUUUCUUCUUCUUCUUCUUCUUCUGGCCUGGGGCAGAUAACCAGCACUGAGCGGGUUGCUCCUACACAUUUCCCUGCUCCCCAUGGCUUGUGCAGACAGGCUGGUUGUCACAGUGAAGCAGGGGGGUGGUUAGUGGGGCGGGGGGGCAGCUCUUUGCAAAGCAGAUCUGGCCGUUGUUGGAAAAGCGUAUUUGCAGGCAGGAGGAAAUCACGAGCUCUCGUGCACCCCCCCCCCCCACCCCAAUUCCAGCCCCCUGGCAGAAUGCAGCUCAUGGUGCUCAUGCUUGAUCCCUCCCCAUCCCCCCCCCGCAAAAAACCCCAUAGGUGGCUAGACCCACAAUGAAUUUUGGAGGAGUGCCUUGUCUUAACUGUGAUGGCCAAAGGCGUGUAGCAGACAGUGCUGGGCAGGUCCGUGGGGGCGGCAGGCCAGGCCUGGCUGGGCGCCGAGGCAGCCCUGGCAUUCCAGCUGGUGGAUCUGCUUCGGGUGACUGGGCGGGGGAGACCUUUGCCUGCGGCUGAGCAUGGCAGGCCUGGGAAGCUGUCCUCAUCCCCCAGGACCGGUCCCCCCAUUACACGGUGGCCUUCCAGAUGUUGGACUCCAGCUCCCACCAACCCUUGGUCAGGGAUGGUGUUGGUCGUCGCCCAACAUCUGGAGGUGGCCACAGCCGUGUGCCCCCCACCCCCUCCAUUUAAAGCCGCAGUAGUUUUGGUUCCCUCCCUCCGUCCCUCCCUCAUCUUUUUGGGAAUGAAUGCCCCUUGUGUUUUCUCAUGCUAUCAUUUGGGGUUUGCAUCGCUUGGGAAUUUGAGCCUUCAUUUCUCACAGGGUGGAUGCCCAUCCAGCAGGUGAAAUUUGCCUUCCCUUGUUGGGGUUGUGAGACUUCAAGUGAUUGGCCUGCUGCUGCUUGACCUGAAGGGAGGGAGGGUCUUUUGACCCGCCGUGGUGCAAUUCUGUAGCAGGUGCCCUUCUGAGCAGAUUCUCCUGAGACAAAGAGGUUCAGGGGCAUCCGCCACACAUUUGGAGGUCACCAAGGCCUCUGGAGUGGGUCAGACCGUUUCCAGUAAAGCUUGAGAAAGCAGACAACCGAAUCUUAGGCUGCUGUCAGCUUCUUUUGUUGGGUUCGUUGGUUCAACGUACAACGUGUUAUUUUUUUGUUAGCGAAGUUUUGAUACUUGAGAUGCAGCUUCGCCUUCUGUAUGUCUUAUCAGCUGAAGCGUGUGCUCGCUCUUUGCUCAUUUGUACUGCUUUUGUUUUUCAGUAGGGUUUUAAUGAUACUUCACACCCACAGCCACAAAACACACACCACAAUCAGACCUAAUUUUUGUAUCAUCCUUAAAAUAUCGGGUGCAUUAAAAAUAAUCAUAAUUAUUUUUUGGAUGAUCAGUGUACAGGGGAAUAAAAGGCACACCACUUCUGGGAUGCAACGAGUAUUUUAUAGAGAUGUGUUGACAAAAUUUAUAAAAAGAUUUUGUAUGCUUUUCAUUUAUUUUUAUUAGAUUGUGUUCAUAGGAAAACAUGGAGUGGAUAUAAGGGUUGUUUUAUUUAUUCAAGCGUGUAAAAGCAGGGGUGGUAGGAGAAUAAAACCUCUGGAUUAUU
Varanus komodoensis (Komodo dragon) is the source of this 10226-nucleotide messenger RNA. RefSeq names its product DOT1 like histone lysine methyltransferase (gene DOT1L). NCBI's taxonomy places the organism in Eukaryota, Metazoa, Chordata, Lepidosauria, Squamata, Varanidae. The record is from RefSeq and is a predicted model, not a curated record. The transcript has 18 exons. The coding region runs from base 3723 to 8051 and encodes 1442 amino acids. Gene Ontology annotation, molecular function: histone H3K79 methyltransferase activity. Gene Ontology annotation, biological process: DNA damage checkpoint signaling; regulation of transcription regulatory region DNA binding; DNA repair. Gene Ontology annotation, cellular component: nucleus.